Molecule: messenger RNA, 1426 nt
Organism: Populus trichocarpa (black cottonwood)
Lineage: Eukaryota; Viridiplantae; Streptophyta; Magnoliopsida; Malpighiales; Salicaceae
Exons: 10
Coding region: 87-1154 (355 amino acids)
Source: RefSeq, a predicted model, not a curated record
GCCUUCAAUAAGUGAGUGUUUGUGUCAACAAGAAAGAUAAGUGGCUCACUAGAACUGAGUGACUAAUCUGAGAUUUUAGCAGAGCCAUGGCGACUGCCAUUGUUACUCCUUCAGCAUUAUCUCCUCUUCCUUCCUCAAUCUCCAGCGCUCCCCAAUACUCUUUCUCUGUUCGCAGCUCAAUCUGGCCUAAAAACAUUUUAUAUUCUCCACUCCGCUGUAGCAGCCAUGCCUCAUUCUCACCAAAAAGCCAAGACGGUCCAUUUGACCGUGAUCUCCGGUCCGUACUCGAACUCGCUACUGACUCAGAGUUGUAUGAACUCGAAAAUAUCCUCUUCGGUCCCAGUCACUUUAGCCCGUUACUAAAAUCAAUAGCGAGUAAAAGAGCGGAAAUUGAUUAUGCAAUGAUGGACCAAGACAUGGAAGAACGAGAAGAUAUGAUAUCAUGUCUUGAGUCAAGGUUUUUUUUCCUUGCUGCCGAUGCCAGGUCCACUUUGAGGGGUUGGAGGCCUACGUAUAGAAACGUGUUGCUUACAGUUAGGAAGAAGUUGAGCAUUGGUUGCUCCAGUAAAUUGUCGACGGAAGACCUAGAAGCCGAGAUUUUCCUUCAUCUGCUUGAGGAAUACGCGAGUGAACAAUCAGGAACUUUUCCAGGCUUAUGGGAAUUAUCUAAGACCUCAGAUGAUCAAGGUAGUCUAGGAAUCGGACUUAGUCAAGAGAAGGUACAAGCCCUCGCUGCACAGAAACUCGGUGCUGCAGAUCUCCAGUCAAUCAUUCUGAAGGGUGGCGGUGUGUUUACAUUGACAAGAAUUUAUCAAUGGUUAGCUAAAAAGUUAACAGGGAAGGUUUUUCUAGAAGCUGCAAACUAUCAAAUAAAAAAGGAAAUCAUCAAGAAGGGUGGACAAUUGGCUGCCAUUAAUUUGGAGUCCAGAGCUGCCUUACUUGUGGCAAAGCAGGGUUUUGUUGGAGCUGCGUCAAGAUACCUGGGUUUGAGGAGCAUGAUGUCAUUGCUUGGUCCAAUGUUGUGGGGCACAUUUCUGGCAGAUGUAGUCAUUCAAAUGCUUGGAACUGAUUAUGCUAGAAUCUUGCGAGCAAUUUAUGCAUUUGCUCAGAUUCGCAUCACCCGUACAUGUAGGUUGCCCUGUGAUAAUGAUUGAAAGGAGAUGAUUGUGUUAAACCUUUUUUCAAUGCGACAAAGAGCUUGCAAGGGUUCUUGUUCUGGACGACUUGAAUGUACAUGGUAUCCCCUGUCCCCUCUUGCCUACUGUAUAUAUUAUUCUGGAAUUGAGUUGCGAUUUGCUUCUAUGCUAAUUAAGUUUGAACUAUAACUGUUUUGGAAGUUGAAAUAUUAGACACUUCGGUGCAAAGAAUUUUGCUUUCUUGGACGGGGAUUAUUAUUUGCAAUGGCAUCAAGGAUAUUGCUAAUCAA